This is a messenger RNA of Prunus armeniaca (apricot), 234 nucleotides long. The record is from the annotation of a GenBank genome assembly. NCBI's taxonomy places the organism in Eukaryota, Viridiplantae, Streptophyta, Magnoliopsida, Rosales, Rosaceae.
AUGAGGAUCGUGAAGAAAGGUGCUCCACUGCUCUCUCUUGAAGAACCAAUUCUCGUCGCCAAGUUACAGAAAAUCCCUCACAAGUGCAGUCCACCAAUACGCCGCCUAGGCAGCGCAACCGAGAAAGUCGACCCUUGCAAACGAACGAGGAAGUUAAUCAGUCUCGCCCAAAUUGUAAAGGUCAUCAACGUGGCCGACCAACCAUGUGUGCGGAAGACGUUGAAAAGCUUGUGA